AUGUUCUUCUCCAACGUCAUCGUCACUGUCCUUGCCGCUCAGGCCCUCUCCCGUGAUGGUCGGGCAUCUCUCCCCAGUGUUGGACAGCUCGGAGCUUUGAUGGCCGCUGGAGCCCUCCCAGCAAGUGCUCUGCCCAUCUUUGGAAGCAUUGAAGCCCGAGAGCCUCACCACCAGGGAGGCCAGAAUAAUGCCGCCCAGAACCAGGGACAGAACCAGGCUGCUCAGAACCAGGGCCAAAACCAGGCCCAGAACCAGAACCAGAACGCCAAUGGUAAUGCUAAUGCUGCCGCCGCCAACAACGGAUGCAACGCCAAGAGGGACGAGGAGCUUGUUGCUCGCCAUCACCAAGGAGGCCAGAACAACGGUGGUAACGCCAACGCUGCCGCUGCUGCCAACGGUUGCAAUGGUAAUGCCAACAACAAGCGCGACAUCGAAGUCCGCCACCACCAAGGAGGCCAGAACAAGAAUGGUGGUCGCAAGAACGGCAAGAACAAGCGCGAUCUUAAGGCUCGACACCACCAGGGUGGCCAGAAUAACGCCGGCAAUGCUCAGAACGCUGGUAACAAUGCUGGUAACAACGCUGGUGCCAACGCCAACAACAAUGGAGCCAAUGCCAACAACAACGCCGGUGCCAACAACAACGCCGGUGCCAACAACAACGCCGGUGCCAACAACAACGCUGGUAACAACGCCAAUAACAACGGUGCCAAUGCCAAUAACGGUGCCAAUGCCAACAACAACAACGCUGGUGCUAAUGCUAACAACGGUGCUAACGCCAAUGCCAACGCCGGCGCUAACGCAAACAACAACGCUGCAUGCAACGGCAAGCGGGACCUCUCUGCUCGACACCACCAGGGAGGCCAAAACAACGGCGGAAACGCAAACGCUGCUGCUGCUUGCAACUAA
Molecule: messenger RNA, 906 nt
Organism: Fusarium sp. VM40
Lineage: Eukaryota; Fungi; Ascomycota; Sordariomycetes; Hypocreales; Nectriaceae
Source: the annotation of a GenBank genome assembly